Propithecus coquereli (Coquerel's sifaka) is the source of this 408-nucleotide messenger RNA. RefSeq names its product chromosome unknown open reading frame, human C5orf64. The record is from RefSeq and is a predicted model, not a curated record. NCBI's taxonomy places the organism in Eukaryota, Metazoa, Chordata, Mammalia, Primates, Indriidae.
AUGACCACGGGCGAAUCCAAAUUGGAGCCUACGGACAGCAAUGGAGUGUUCAGAAACCUCAUUAGCGUCCAACCUCCUCAACCUCAAUUAGGCAGAGUAAACAUGUAUUACUCGGAAUCGCCCUACGCUGUAGUAGAAACGGACAGGUUCAAGCAAAAUGCUGGGCUAACACGCAAGGAUUUGGCCACUGAAGUUUAUUUCCCUUCAGUCAAAUUCAGAUCACAUCUUCCUGAAUUUUUCUAUGUCAAUAUUUCAAGCACCGCAAAAUGUGUAGGAGAAUAUGAAUCCAAGAAAGGACAAGAGAGACAAACAAGAAUGUACAAUUUUGCCUCCAACAUAAUGCUUUCAAGGUUAGCUGGCUGCUUUCUAAAAUCUACCAAAAUUCGCAUUUUGGGAAUUGCUAUGUGA